Perca flavescens (yellow perch) is the source of this 2366-nucleotide messenger RNA. It is a transcript of the gene acd, whose product is annotated as ACD shelterin complex subunit and telomerase recruitment factor. The record is from RefSeq and is a predicted model, not a curated record. Lineage: Eukaryota; Metazoa; Chordata; Actinopteri; Perciformes; Percidae. Gene Ontology annotation, biological process: negative regulation of telomere maintenance via telomerase; telomere capping; telomere maintenance via telomerase. The transcript is spliced from 2 exons. Gene Ontology annotation, molecular function: telomeric repeat DNA binding. The coding region runs from base 433 to 2283 and encodes 616 amino acids. Gene Ontology annotation, cellular component: telomerase holoenzyme complex; shelterin complex; chromosome, telomeric region.
GCUGUGUUACUUGUAGAAUUCCUCUGGUACCUGAAUGCAGCAUCAGCUAGGCGGUACCAAUAGGCUACUUUAAUGGCAACCUGUGAACCGACAGUAUUGCGGAUAAACUACUUGUGUAAUAAAUAUCGUUAGAUGGUAAAACACGCAUUUUCAAACCAAGAUAAAUAAAACGUUCUCGCUGGGUCAUUGUCUGGAUUUACGAAGUGAGAAACAAUAAAGAAUCGGAACGGGGCCACAAACAUAGAGGCCACAAAGCCAAACCACCAGCACAAAGUCAUCGGAAAUAUAACACUAAACAGUAUUUCCGGCCUGCCAUGGCGAUGUUGUGAUGGAGGAACCAAUGAGCAUGGGACAUGAUUGCCUGACGGAACAUAACUGGAGACACACAGUUUGAAACUACAAACCCUAUACUGUCUAUGUACAAACCCAACCAUGCAUCGAGCUGCUCGGAGCAGACUGUCUCCGUGGAUAGAGAGUCUGAUCCUGAGCUAUGGCAGUCCGGAGGGGAGCAGCAGCAGCAGCAGCGGGCGGCUGAAGGCUCAUGUCAUCGGGGUGGGUCAGAUGUCUCAGUCCCAGGCUCAGGGCUCCGAGGGCCCCACCGGGCUGCUCUUUCUGUCCGAUGGGGAGCUCCAGAUCCCUGCCAUUCUCACGGCAUCAGCCUGGGAGCAUCUUCAGGACCAGGAGGACCGCGAGAGUUUCACCAGCCUGGUCAACAGCACGGUGUGCCUUCAGGACUACCGGCUGCAGUUUCACAUGGCCCUGGAACAGACGAAAUGCAGAUUCUACUUAUCAGUUGGAGAGCUGGCUACGACCGCAGCCGGUCCAGUUAAAGACAACACCCCUUGCAGCACAACACAGCCCUCCAUCAGGCUGAAGAUCUGUAAGACAUGGAGAGCCCUGCUGGGUCAGGAGACACAGGACUCUCAGAAGAGCCAGUGUGGCUUUGAUCUGUCAGAGCUGCUGGGGGAGUGGCAGCAUGACUGUCUGCAGGCUGUGCUGGACGAUGUUCGGGAGAGGCUGGCGGUAGAGAGCAGCCGCCUUGUGAGCCAGCAGCCCUCCACCUCCACUUUCAACUCAUCGCUAACCCGCCCAGACACAUUCACUGCCACAGGCUGGUGUGUUGACCGGCUCAGAUAUAAGGGAGGGAAAUGUUUCAAAGUCCCCAUAAAGUGUCUUCUCAUCCCGGAGGAAGAUGCUCAGCAGCUGCAAACGCCACCGGAUGUUGGAAGCAGGACAACGAGUGGACUUUCUGCUGCCUCUGAGGACAGUAAGAGAGAUUUACCUCAAGUCGGCAAACCUACAGAGACCACGCAGCCUUCUGUUGAUGAUGUAGAGUGGAUAAUAGCCGAGCCAGCAUUUGUAGAGAGAGAUCAAGACGCCAGUGAGAAUUCCCCUUGCCCUGGGGAGGACAGCAUGCUACAUGAGGACAUGAUCCCAGCCAUGAUUGAUAGCGACACCCAGACUUUAUCCAACCCUUGGGACAUUUUUCCUCCACCAGGUGACACCUCAUCAUCCUCUGAUGCAUCCCCGAAAGCAACACCAACCCAGUCACAGCACCAUCCCACUGCUACCGAAUUCAAGUCUGCUCAUUCUGUGAUCCUAACCAGCACGCAGCUUUCUGUCCACAGCUCCAAAGAAUCCCGGCAGACAUUAGAGUCCAGCAAAGGGGAGCGCAGCUACCUCCCGCCGUACCAGAAGCUGCCACACUCAGCAAGCUUCCCCGCCACUGCUGCUUCUUUAACUUCAACUUCUGCGAGUCCGACAGAGCCCUUUACCGGACCAUCAAACCUGUCGCCUGCCCCAGACCAACACCACACCGACACAGCACAACCAAAUCUUCCAGUUUUGGACCGAGAAGGCCAGAUUUUGGGAAAAGACACAAAAGUGACUGUUGAGGGAAAAUAUAGAAAGGCAAAGAGAAAGAGAAGUGAGCCCACACCAGAAGCAUUGAAGGCCUUAGUGGAGAAAGAGGAGGGAGCUGAGAUCAGUAGAAGCCCUCCGUCUUGGCUCUUUGACACUCAGGUUGGCCCCGGGGCCGAAGAGGGCAGCAGUCAUCAACAGGGUCCAACUCUCUCCAGAAAGAGUCCCAGUGUUCACAGCGACGGCAUGCUGUUCUCUUACUCUUACCAAGUGUCAGGACAGAAUCUGCAGGAUUUCAGUCGCUUCACGGUCGCAGGGUCCCUGCUGCACUGGGCCGUGAAAUACCUCGUUGUCCCAAAACCAGCAGAUAAUCCACAGGACACGUCAGGAAUGUCCAAGCAGACCAAGUUCACUUCACUUUAGGUUCUCUAUGUUGAUAGACCGAGAUCUUCAACAGGGGGUCCUCAGAGUUACUGCAGGGGGGCCUUCAAAGUAGUUUUUAAUAU